This is a messenger RNA of Bemisia tabaci, 1137 nucleotides long. The record is from RefSeq and is a predicted model, not a curated record. Lineage: Eukaryota; Metazoa; Arthropoda; Insecta; Hemiptera; Aleyrodidae.
AUGAAAAGAACUUUAAACAAGAAGAGGAUCGCCAACUUUUCUACGAAUCCCACCGACAUCACAGCCUUAAGAGGAAUCCUUCCGCAAUUUAGAAGCACAAAAAACCGUGUCAAUUUCAUCAUUUUCGACUCAUUUGAUGCAGAAGACGAAGAAGACAGUUCAGACGAAGAAGAAAUUUAUCAGAAUCCUAAUAGAAUAAUUGUGUUCGGAACCACACAAAAUCUGUCUUUGUUGAGCCGGUCAAUGAUUAUUUUCUUGGACGGGACUUUUAAAACUUGCCCACACAUUUUCACGCAAAUUUUCACAAUCCAUGGAACGGUCCAUGGUGCAGUGUUUCCUCUCGUGUAUGCAUUGCUGCCAAAUAAAACAACAGAGUCUUACCGCGGAGCAGUUCUGAGAGCAGUCGCGGAUAAACGUGUUGAAUUGGGUUUCGCAGCUCCUCGUCCACGAUCUAUUAUGUCUGACUUCGAAUUGGCAAUCAUCAACUCCGUCAAACAAGUUUACCCACAAUCCACCAUCUUACUUUGUUUUUUCCAUCUAUCACAAAGUGUAUGGAGACAUUUGCAGAGUAUUGGGUUACAAGUCGCCUACAAUGACCCGGAAAAUAGGGAAGUCAAAAAUGGGUUUUCUCAAUUGUUGGCGCUGGCGUUUGUUCCUGCAGAAGAUGUUUCGCGAGUGUUCAAUAUGUUGAAGCCAACAUUACCACAGAGCAUGGAAGAAUUGGCAAAAUAUUUUGACAGAACUUACGUCAAUGGAUCAAGAGAGCUCGUUCGGCGCCGAUACAGGGUGCAACCUCCGAGGUACAGUCCAGUUCUGUGGAACCAUUAUCAAUCAGUUUUACAUGACGAGCCACGUACGAAUAACGCAACAGAAGGUUGGCAUAAUAGAUUCCAAAGUUUAAUAGGAAAAAACCAUCCAUCCAUUUAUUAUUUACUUCGGCAGUUCUUGAAAGAGCAGGUGGACACGGAGAAACAGAUAAUAGAAAUUCAAGCUGGACGGAAGGUGAGAAAACCAAGGGAGGCAAAGUACGAGCGACUUAACAUCAGGCUGAGAACGAUUGUCUCCCGUUAUGAAGAGCACAAAACAGAACGUACAGAGCUGGAUUACUUGAGAGCAAUAGGCCACAACAUUGCCUAA